Belonocnema kinseyi is the source of this 784-nucleotide messenger RNA. RefSeq lists its product as uncharacterized. The transcript is spliced from 4 exons. The record is from RefSeq and is a predicted model, not a curated record. Lineage: Eukaryota; Metazoa; Arthropoda; Insecta; Hymenoptera; Cynipidae. Bases 108 to 590 code for a protein of 160 amino acids.
UAUUCUGGCUGUUUUGUUCGUGUUUUUUCACUUGAAUUAAGAGAAACUAUUAUCGGAUUCAUUCAACAAUUUAGUGCCUUGGGUGUUGAUAUAAAGUUGCCAUAGACAUGCCUAGGAGGGCUCCAUCAUUGUGUUUCUCUAUUGCGGAGUUUCAUUCGAAACUUCUGAGUCUGAGUACUGCCGUGGGAUUCUAUUCUGCGUUAUCGCAAGUGCUACAACUAGAGGAAGCUGGUUCGAACACCGAGGUCGUCCAUCUAUCUGUAGCAUCGAAUGCGGUACUUCUGGAGGCCCAGACUCCGCUAUGUCAGCGCGCUGAUGAACUUUAUGAUCUCAUCAGCCUGCAUUUGUUGCCUUCCUCAGAUUCCCUGCCACCGCAAUGUACACACGUGCAGUGUGGAUCGCAGAUAUGUAUUGUAGAGGGCACAAAGGAUAGGUUUUGCUUGUGUUGGCGUUUCGUUCCGUUGGUAUACACUGAAAAUACCUGUAAGUGUGGUUAUAUUCUCAGAGAUCCGACAGUUCCCAAAAUUGAAACUGUUUGGGUUUCGGAUCUGGAAGACGGUGAUCGCGGCGAGUCCGAUUCUGACCUAUAAUCGCUAGAUCCUUCGAUUGGUCCUCUGUGCUACCUUAACAUCUCUUUUCCAUUUUAUAUUUAUAUAUGCUUUUGUAUUGAAUACAUUUUUCUUUUCUUUUUUACAAUUUUGUAUGUUGGACUAGCGGCAUAGUUAACUUUGUUUUCUCAUAUGUUCUGUUGUUUGAUUCUAUGUCGUUAGUUUAAAGAUGUGUC